Messenger RNA from Aspergillus mulundensis, 351 nucleotides. RefSeq lists its product as uncharacterized. The record is from RefSeq and is a predicted model, not a curated record. The transcript is spliced from 2 exons. Lineage: Eukaryota; Fungi; Ascomycota; Eurotiomycetes; Eurotiales; Aspergillaceae. Bases 1 to 351 code for a protein of 116 amino acids.
AUGCAAUUCAGCACCCUCAUCAACCUCGGCCUCAUUGCCACCGGCGCCCUCGCCUACACCAACAACUGCAAGGGCUCCAGCAACUCCCCCAGCAUCACAGACUGCCAGGCGGCCCUCCGCAACAUCGACACCUCCGCCACCUACAACGACCAGUCCCAGUUCUCCGUCGGCAACUGCUACAUGAUCUACGCCACCAACGACGCCGGCGAGCAGCCUGUCAGCGGCCAGGUCCUCUACGACACUGCCAAGUCCAUCCUCGACACCUGCGGCCACCACAAGGGCAGCUACGGCACCAACAACUGCGACUCCUGCCAUGUUACUGUUAACUACCGUGUUGCGAAGAAGCUCUAG